Molecule: messenger RNA, 3427 nt
Organism: Branchiostoma floridae (Florida lancelet)
Lineage: Eukaryota; Metazoa; Chordata; Leptocardii; Amphioxiformes; Branchiostomatidae
Product: thyrotropin-releasing hormone-degrading ectoenzyme-like
Exons: 20
Coding region: 354-3089 (911 amino acids)
Biological process (GO): proteolysis; peptide catabolic process
Cellular component (GO): cytoplasm
Molecular function (GO): metalloaminopeptidase activity; zinc ion binding; peptide binding
Source: RefSeq, a predicted model, not a curated record
GGUGUGCUUGAUUAUCUCAAAGAGCCACGCCCCUAACCAAAUAAGGCCACAGAGGCUGAAAUUUAAAAUGCUUGCUCCUUACCAUAAAAAAAGCAGUUCUGACUGGACUUCUCACGAAUGAAGUUCAUUUUCAAGUACCCAUCUAGCUCAUUGGAUCUUUCUAAAAAAAUGUGCUGCAACGGUAACCAAAUAGAAUUCAAAAGCACCGUUGGGUAACCCAGUAUUCCUACCAAACUUGACCCCUCAUCGCCAUGUAAUUUCUAACAAUUUGAGUGAACUUUGCCCCUUGAGAUCUUCGAUGACUCUCUGACGUCAGACGCUUGAGGACCAUAUUCCGCCCAGACAACGCUACGAUGGAGAUGCACACCAACAAGUCGGACACCAAUGCUCGAAGUACAAGGAAAAAGGUAGCGUACGUCGCAGUUCUUGCGCUAGUCAUUAUUCUCAUAUCUGUGAUCGUGGCGAGCUUGGUGCAUCGCAAGAUCCUAGGCGACUCCUCGGUAGAAGACCCUCCGUGGCACCGUGCACGCUUGCCAAAGUCGCUCGUUCCUCAACAUUACCGUCUGGAGCUGAAGCCGGACUUGGAAGCCUCCGUGUUUACGGGAGCGGUAGAGAUCACCCUCUAUUGUUUAGAACCCACGAGAUAUAUUGUUCUCCAUGCCAACCUGUUGAACAUCACGGCGGACUCGGUAUUCUUAAAGACAUUCAGGGGAGGCAGUCUGACCCUUGAGGACUGGUUCCUUUAUCCCAAGAACGAAUUCUUGGUCUUGAAGUCCAAGACGUCGUUGGAAACCGGUCAGAGAUACGUGAUUGGGAUAAAAUUCCAAGGACAACUUCUUGAAGACAUGAGAGGAUUCUACCGUAGUUACUACACGGCUAACUCCACUAGAAGGUAUCUAGCCGUCUCCCAGUUUGCCCCCAUGGAUGCCCGGAAAGCCUUCCCUUGUUUUGACGAACCCGCCAUGAAAGCAACGUUUGACGUCACUCUUGUCCACCAAUCAGAGCACUCGUCACUCUCUAAUAUGCAAAUUCGCCAAUCAGAAGUAAGAUCUGGAGGCUGGGUGGCAGACCACUACUACACCACAGUGCGCAUGUCCACCUAUCUUCUCGCUUUCGUCAUUUCUGACUUCAGUUUCAAAGAGGGCGUCACUGGUGUCCAUGGUAACGUCACGCUCAGGGUAUGGGCCCAACGGAAUGCUGUGACUGGCGGAGAGGUAGACUAUGCAUUAAGCGUCGCCAGACGGGUCCUGGUGUAUUACGAGAACACCUUCAAGAUUCCUUAUCCGCUGCCAAAACUAGACAUCGUUGCCGUUCCGCAGAUGGGCGUCCCCGCCAUGGAGAACUGGGGUCUCGUAGUUUCUCACGAGAACAGGCUGCUCUACGCACCACAACUCUCGCCUGUGUGGAAGAAAGAAGCAGUGGCAUCCAUGAUCGCUCAUGAGCUGGCACACAUGUGGUUCGGGAACCUGGUGACGCCCGUGUGGUGGGAUGGGGUGUGGCUGAAGGAAGGGCUGGCGACUUGGGCCGCAGUCAGAGGAGUGGACGCCGCAGAGCCGACAUGGAUGGUGAAAGAGCGGUACUUCGUGCAGUCCCUCCACCAGAUCCUCCUAGUGGAUUCGUCCAACUUGUCGCAUCCUCUUCAGCUGACCGUCACCGGGCAAGAUGACGUGGGACGGGUGUAUGAUCAACUCUCCUACAAAAAGGGCGCUUCGCUGAUGCGGAUGCUGAACACCGUACUAGACGGAACAUUCACCAAAGGGAUUGUGAAGUAUCUUCAAAAGUACAAAUACGCCAACGCUGCACAGGACGACCUUUGGGAGUGUCUUACUGAGGCAGCCCAGGAGGACGGCCGUACCGACGUGCAAGUGAAAGACGUGAUGGACACCUGGACGUUACAGAUGGGCUUCCCUGUGGUCACGGUCAUCAGGAACUACAGCAACGGCAGUGUCACGGUCAGCCAACGUCACUUCCUGUAUGACCCGGAAGCAAACGUUCAAGAAAGUCUGCGCAAUAACGUAUGGCAAGUGCCGCUGGCUUUUAUGUCACGUGAUAGCGGGAAUGUGUCACGUGACAACGGGGCUAUGUCGAGCCGUGACGUACUCUGGCUGAAGAAAAGAGAAGAAGACUUUCGUUCCUCCAUUGAUGCCAGUUCGUGGUUGCUGGCAAAUACCAAUCAGACAGGCUACUACAGAGUCAACUAUGACGUCACUAACUGGAGGCUGAUGGCGGAGGAUUUAAACUCCGACAAUUUUCAGAAUAUUCCUUCACAGAGCAGAGCAGGGCUCAUAGACGAUGCUUUUAACCUCGUCCGGUCGGGUGAUCUCGCACCUGCUGUCGCACUCAACCUCUCGCGAUAUCUGAAGCGAGAGCGUGAGUACCUUCCGUGGCUGGCUGCAGAAAGGGUCUUUGGGUACUUGCACAUGAUGCUGGCUGAUACAAAUAGCAGUUCGGAUCUGAAGGUGUGUGGUUCCCUGCUGGCUCCUGUCUACCAUGAGCUAGGAUGGGAACACAGCGGAGAGCACACCACACAGUUGAACAGGUUGACAGUGCUGUCAAUGGCAUGUCAGUAUGGAUACCCAGAAUGUCUCCAAGUAGCAAGGGGAAGAAAAGAGGCUCUCGACAAUGGCGGCAGCGUGGAACCAAGCAUGAAAGCAAUCAUUCUGCAAUAUGGCAGCAACCGCACUGGGUCAGGGCUAGUGGCCGCCAUCUUGAACCGGACCAGGAUCCUGGUGGAUUCUGGACUAUUCACGAAGGAAGACUUGCUGAAUAAGUUAAUGACCUUAGUUGACUCUAAAGAAGAGAAGAAACUAGUUUUUGACUUUCUUCGAAAUAACUGGGACUACAUGAUAGAGGGCUCCACAGUUCCUUCUGGACUCAUCAACAAGCUGACGGAGGAAUUCACCACACACAAGGACUUGAGACAGUUUGAAGACUUCUUGACCAGCCAUCCCAACAUGGCGUCUCGUUCUGACGUCACGGCGGCGCUGGAGCGGAUCCGCCAGCACGUCCUGUGGAGAGAGCGUAACGAGGACGCUGUGAGGGACUGGCUGGCACGGGAGCGGUACGGGAGGGGAACGAGGACGCCGUGAGGGGCUGGCUGGCAAGGGAGAGACACGGGAGGGGAUAGGGUUAUCUAUACUCAUACUUACGUCUGGUGUAAUAUUUGCAACCAGCAGGUACCCAAUUUACGUGCUCGAGGCACCUCCUAGAACACGGGACCCCCGUUUUACGUCCCUUCCGGAAUACGAAUGCGUGAAUUCUUGAUCGGGCUACAGCAUCCAGUCUUCCUUACAGCGGCUUGUCUGACAAGCCGUACUUUUUACGUAUAGCAAAAAUACGUCAACAAGUUCAUUCUCAUUCUGUUAUACCACCAAGCGAUUUGACAGAUCGCCUGACUAAUUUCAUAGAUAAAAGAUGAAUAUUUUUA